Sus scrofa (pig) is the source of this 4550-nucleotide messenger RNA. RefSeq names its product potassium voltage-gated channel subfamily E regulatory subunit 4 (gene KCNE4). The record is from RefSeq and is a predicted model, not a curated record. Gene Ontology annotation, biological process: regulation of heart rate by cardiac conduction; membrane repolarization during action potential; regulation of ventricular cardiac muscle cell membrane repolarization. NCBI's taxonomy places the organism in Eukaryota, Metazoa, Chordata, Mammalia, Artiodactyla, Suidae. Gene Ontology annotation, cellular component: voltage-gated potassium channel complex; membrane. Gene Ontology annotation, molecular function: transmembrane transporter binding; voltage-gated potassium channel activity involved in ventricular cardiac muscle cell action potential repolarization; potassium channel regulator activity.
GAAACGGAUUUUGCUGUUCCGAUGUCCCUCAAUUGCUUUAUCCUUUGGGUGUCAUUCCAGGCCCAUCCAUGUCUUUUCCUGGUUGUAUUGUCUUGGGACUCUUGGCUUGGUUUUGAAGAUUCAUCUUGUUGGAAACUCCAGCCUCUGUUUGGCUUCCAAGCACCAGGCUUUGUGUUUCCUUGCUUCUUAAAUCUGGUAACCUCUUUCCCACCUCCUCCUUGUUCCCUCAAAGCUUCCAGUUUGCGCUGUUUGACCAUCCCUGGGUGAUUACAAAUAUCACAUGUCCCAAGGUACAUAAUCAACACUAUUGGGAUCAAUAGUCAACAAGCAUCCUCUCAUGGGUCACUCUUGUUCUAGGAUCCCUGGUAAACCUUUGUAGCCAUAGCCGAAGAAGAACGUUUUCAGGUACUUAUGGUGAAUAAAGAUCGAAAAGGUCAUGUCUACCUUGGCCAAGGUAGCUGUGGAGGUUUGACAUAGCUAUAACUGUGAGGAUGUCUUUACUGGUGUGAACAAAGUUCCAUGGUAUGGGUGAUCUUGGUGUUGGAAUGGUCAGCUGUUGAGACCACAGAGCCAGCUAGGAACUCAUGGGAGAGCACAGCCCAUAAGGUGAAUGGAUGAGUGGGGAAAGCAGUGGCAUGUAUCCAUCCUACUCUUUGCACAGGUGUCCUAAUAGAAUUAGGGCCAGGUGGGUUCAUGCAGAAGCAGUGAAAGUCCCAGGGCCUGGGCUCUAUACAUGCCAGAUGGAGCAGAGGGAUGGUACCACACUUCUUCGCAGCUUCAAUUUAAUGACAGCAGAACCACAAGAGGUGCUUUCUCUAGAGGUCAUUUCCCAAGAUAGUAUGGCUGAAAUUCAUAGGCCAUAGACAAUGGGAGGCAGAACAUCCCUCCUGGUUUUACUUUAACUUAGGAUGGGAGCCUCUCAGAAUAGGCAUCCUGGGGAGCAGAUGGACUACCAUCAAAGCCUUCAAUGCCUUUGCCAUUUUUGAUCUCCAUGGCCAUUUUAACACAGGGUCUCCUAGGUUUUAAAAGCCUGAACUGUGCUCAGUUGCUCACGAGAAGAAUUCCUGCUCCUCCCCUGACCUCCUCCCCUGACAGCAGAGAGAUGUGUGAACUGGUCUCUGUGUGACGCUGCGGAGGAACAGUUGUGCGAAGAACCAGAGUAACAUUUGCCUCCAAAAAGUAUCUUGCAUUGUAACUUGUCUCCACUUCACACAGACUAUUGAAGAGCAUCUGGAAGAUAUAUAUGUUAUUGUAAAAAAUAGAUCCAUGAGCAUUAUGAGAUUAUGAGGCAGAAGAAUCUCUGUUUUUAAAGAGCUAACCCACAUUCUCCAGGCUUAAGUCUUUGAUUAAAGUGACAGGAACUCAAAACUCACAGUUCAUCUAAUUCUACAUUGAAGCCCCCACAUGCCCAACAAUUUUACAGAUCAGGAAUCUGAGGCACGAGAAGACUCAGUUACCUUUUCAUAGUCAGUGGAAGCGCUAAAAUGUAAACCCUAGUUUCUUGACAGUAAAUCAUGCAUUUGUUUCCAACCGUCCUUUAUCUAGUUUAUGGCAUUUGUCUGUUUCUAAAAACCUGGAGAGACAUUUUGGUUACUCUCCAAGAGGGAGAUGAAGCAUGAAACUAAUUUUCAAAAAGAGCGGACUUUAGGGGAACAGUUCAGUUGGGCACAUUCUCUGCUCUUUUGUCGCUGCCACCUGAAAACUUUGGCGUGGUAUUGGAGGAUGAGAAGCCGUUCCUGCUUCCCCAUCUUUUUCUUUUCACAGCUGCAAAGUUCAGUGAGUUGAACGGCAGUGCUGUGAGUUCACUGUUCACUCUGCCACAGACCAACCUCUGUUGUAAAUUUUCCUCCCGGAACACGUGACGAUGCAUUUCUUGACUAUAUAUCCCAAGAGCAGCGGCAGAGCUGUCAGAGCGCUGAGCCCCGCACCGAGGAAGAAGGCUCUUUGGACUUGAUGAUUGAGGAAUUCAGAACAAAUUUGCCAGCCCUUGACCCUGGCUGUGUGAGCAGAGCUUCAAUGCUGAAGAUGGAGCCUCUGAACAGCACGCAUACCAGCACCGCAGCCCCCAGUGGCCCCCUCGAGUCCCAUGUGCAGAGCAGCGGCAGCAGCAACGGCAAUGAAUACUUCUACGUUCUGGUCGUCAUGUCCUUCUACGGCAUUUUCUUGAUUGGAAUCAUGCUGGGUUACAUGAAAUCCAAGAGGUGGGAGAAGAAAUCCAGCCUCCUGCUGCUGUACAAAGACGAGGAAAGGCUCUGGGGGGAGGCUAUGAAGCCGCUGCCCAUGGUGUCAGGCCUGAGGGCAGUGCAGGUGCCCAUGGUGCUGAACGUGCUGCAGGAGAGUGUGGCGCCCGCCCUGUCUUGCACCCUUUGCUCCAUGGAGGGAGACAGCGUGAGCUCCGAGUCCUCCUCGCCUGACGUGCACCUCACCAUUCAGGAGGAGGGGGCGGACGACGAGCUGGAGGAGACUUCUGAGACCCCCCUCAACGAAAGCAGUGAAGGGUCCUCUGAGAACAUUCAUCAGAAUUCCUAGCAGCCCUAGGACUUCUGGAGGUGGCCUCAUCGGCCAGCACCCUUAGAGAGAGGAAGGACACUUUUUGUGUCUGGUUUCACUUUUGCAGUGCAACCGCUACUUUCUAGAGACCCUCAGCAAGCCCCUGAAUUGGGGGUGGUGGGGGACGAGGUUUAGCCGGAGUCAGCAGCAGCUCGGAGGAGUCCACGACGCACCUGUGGUGUGGACCUGCCACCGAAAAAGCCCUGAAGACAUACAGUGUGUACCUUUCCUUUCUGGCCCGGAGGUCAGGGUUCCUGUGUGGAAUUGGCAGGUCAUAUGCUUGUGGUUGUUUCCUCACGCUCAUGAGCUUGUGGUUGUUCCCUGGUUGACAGCUGCAGCAUCUGCCCACUCCAGAGCUGCCCAAUGCCUAGGGCAUCCUGAGGGACUAGUUUUGAUUUGCCAAUUAGCCUAGAGCUUUGUUCUUCUAGAUCUGAUUGGCUGUAAGUACCUCUAAUGUGAACCUGUGGCAUUCCUUCACUUCCCAUUACAGAGCUUCUUUUAGAGGUCUUUUGGGUUAGAGGGGGAGUAUUUGAUGGAGGACUUUUGAUGGGAGGACGCUGGAUAUCCUAAUCUGGUCCAUUUGCAUACUGUAAGGAAAAAACUUGCAACUUUUAAAUCUGUUAAAAUUAGUUGGAAUUAUAAAAUGUAAUCUGCUAUUAUGACCCCUUGUCCAACCUGUGACCUUGAAUGCUGGGACCAUCCAGCAUUACAUACUGGUACGACUUUUUUUUUUUUUUUGCAUGGAAGGGUUUCCUCAGACUCUAACCUGCACUCUGAAUGGCCAUGCAGGGAAUCUUCCUGAUCUUUCCAGAAGAGGCGAUGGUGGGGUUGAACAAAGCCAAACCAUUAGCUCCGCUGCUGCUUUUUUUCCCAGCCUAGUUUUCUGGGCUGGGAGAGGAUAUAACGUGGACCUCUGGGACCUGGCAUUUUGUUACGUAGCUGAGACUUAGCAGGGCAUACCCCGGCGAGGUUGUGCAGAGCUGGGUCCAAGUUCUCUGUUUCUUAAUCCUGAGCCCCGACUCCGAUUUGCUCUGUGGUCCUGGGCAUGUUCUCAAGAGACUUAUUGCCUUCCUGAGACUCCUGAUGAUCUAGAUGCCCAGGGGGCUGGGAGGAUAGCUUUAGAUUUUAAGACUCUGAUAGAUCCUACAUGUCCCGAUGUCAGGAAGCUGGACAAAAUAUUUUCCCCUUGGCUAAUUAGUCUAAAAAAGGAGCUACUUAUUUAAAGGAGCAGUUGGAGACUGAGAAGUCAUGUAACUGGGAAGUCCAGAGCAAAUCACCUACCCAUUCCUGCUGUCCUUUUCCUAACAGUGAACCAAAGAGGCAGAUAGGACAGUUUACUCUGCAGAGUUGCCUGAGUGGUGGACUCUUAACACUCCAGUUAAGGGAAUGAAAAUCCAAGAGAAAAUGCUCAAGAAUGCUUGCUCAUCUCUCCUUGUAUUCCUGUGGUCAGUGCUCUGGAGCAGACUUUUUAGGCCGUUGAAGACAAGGAGGAAGAGAAACACACCAAAAGGUCAAGUUUAAUUCUAGUAAAAACAUAACUUUUUUUUUUUUUUUUUUAAACGCUCUCCCUGGAUUGGAGACAGUGAUAACUACUGUUCCCACAGAAGGGUUAACAGUGUAGAAGCUGGUUUAUCAGUUUGCUUUAACACAGUGCUAGAGGAAAUUUAUGUUUGGGGGAAAAAGGGCCCUCCGUCCCUUUAAAAUUCAGAGUGUGGAUUUACUCCAAAGGGGGCUGUUUAAGGUGAAAGAAGCCAAGUUACGUUUGGCCCCUUGCCUGGAAUCACUUGAAUUCUGAAACUUUACUGCGACGGACAUGUGCGUUGUCACAUUUUCCAUUGCUUAAUCCUGAAGUUUGGUGCAAAUCUAUCUGCGCCUAUUAAAAAGUGAUGUAUAUACUUCCUUCUUAAUCUAUUAAGUUGUAUAAAAUUGUCUUCUGUAUUUAACAGUUUAUAAUUUUCACAAUGUUUUUUUAAUUUAAAUAAACACAUUUUCCCUAGAAA